AUGGCUUCCUCUACCAAGAUUUUCUCCCUUGAGGGGAGGGGCCUGAAGCUGGACACGGCCGAGGACCUCGAGGCUCACAUUACCGAUCUUCGCGCCAUGGACGACAUCGAGGAAGUGCGCAUUCUAGGCAACACCUUGGGCGUCGGCGCAUGCAAGUUGCUCGGCGAAGUCCUUGGGACGAAGAAGACGUUGCGUGUUGCCAACCUCGCCGACAUCUUCACCGGUCGCCUCCUCAACGAGAUCCCCGAAGCGCUUUCCUUCCUCCUUACUUCGAUUCUUAACCUCCCGAACCUAAACACCAUCAACCUCAACGACAACGCCUUCGGUCUGAACACCCAAGCACCCCUGGUCACAUUUCUGGCGGCGCACGUGCCCCUCCAGCACCUUUACCUCAACAACAACGGCCUCGGCCCGCACGCAGGAAUCUUGAUUGCCGAUGCGCUCUCGGAACUACACGGCAAAAAGGAGGAGGCCCGCAAGAAUGGGCAGCAAGUACCCAAUCUCGAGACGGUCAUCUGCGGUCGCAACCGGCUCGAAAAUGGCAGCAUGGCGGCAUGGGCCAAGGCGUUCAAGUUGCACAACAAGAUCAAGGAGAUCAAGAUGGUGCAGAACGGCAUCCGUCAGGAGGGUAUCUCACAUCUUCUGAGCGAGGGCCUGCGCCACACCUCGCAGCUCGAGGUGCUCGAUCUGCAAGACAACACAUUUACCCUCCUAGGUGCCAAGGCGCUGGCGGCAGUCGCGCCUGGUUGGGCUGAGCUGAUCGAGUUGGGCAUUGGCGACUCGCUGCUCGGCGCAAAGGGUGGCGUGCUUCUGGCUCAGUCGCUCGGGAAGGGGAAGAACACAAAGCUCAAGAUUCUGCGGCUGCAGUACAACGAGAUCACUGCGUCAGGCGUCAAGGCGUUGGCCGAGGCUGCCGAGGCGCUGCCAGUUCUCAAGAAGCUAGAGCUCAACGGCAACAAGUUUACCGAGGACGACGAGUCCAUUAUUGCGCUUCAAGACCUCUUCGAGGCGCGCAAGGAGAAGCAGGCCGGUGAUAUCAUCUUCGAGGACGAAUGGGGCCUUGACAGCUUGAGCGAUCUGGAAGAGGAGUCUGAGGGCGAGGAAGAGGAGGAGGAAGAGGAGGAGGAGGCAGACGUUGAGCCUGAAGAGAAGGCUGAGAAGUUUAUCAAGGAGACCAAGGAGGCUUACUCGGAGCCGGUUGCCCAGCAAAAGGACAAGGAGGUCGAUGAGUUGGCGGCGAAGUUGGGCAAGACAGCAAUCUGA
Messenger RNA from Chaetomium globosum CBS 148.51, 1263 nucleotides. RefSeq lists its product as uncharacterized. Gene Ontology annotation, biological process: nucleocytoplasmic transport; activation of GTPase activity. Gene Ontology annotation, cellular component: nucleus; perinuclear region of cytoplasm; cytosol. Gene Ontology annotation, molecular function: GTPase activator activity; small GTPase binding. The record is from RefSeq and is a predicted model, not a curated record. Lineage: Eukaryota; Fungi; Ascomycota; Sordariomycetes; Sordariales; Chaetomiaceae. Bases 1 to 1263 code for a protein of 420 amino acids. The transcript has 2 exons.